Messenger RNA from Vigna umbellata (rice bean), 1956 nucleotides. Lineage: Eukaryota; Viridiplantae; Streptophyta; Magnoliopsida; Fabales; Fabaceae. The record is from RefSeq and is a predicted model, not a curated record.
ACGGUUAUCUAAUGCAUUGCUGCUCUAAUUGAAGUUCUUACGAGUGAUGGGUUUGGAGGAGAAAGUAGCAAAGACAUGCAACACCAAGGACAAUGCUAGCCAAACUUGGACCUUGUGUACACAUGCUUUUUAUGAUUUAACGCAUGUCUCUCCCGUGGUAUUUAUGGUUUUGCUGAAAGAAUAUUAUUAUUACGGUACAUGUAAGGCAACUGCAAAAUUCAGAGCCCUCCAAAAUCAAAUACAUCUUGUUCUCCAUAAUGAUCCAAAACCUGGACCAGCAACUUUUAUUGUUCAUUGCAUGUAUGUGUCUCCAUUAUUUGAAGAUCAUAGUCAAGGAUUUACUCAUAUGAUAGUAUCUGCUCUUCGCCGAUUCCUAAAAAGAUCAACCACAAUAGAAAACUCAUUGGAGGUGAAAGACUUGGUAGCACAUCUACUUGUAGAUGUUAUGAGGGGCCAGAUCUAUCAUGAUGAAAAGAUAGUCAUGAAGCUAGUCGAGAUUUUUGAUGUAAAACUAACUAAUAUUGAGAAAGCAAUGUGCCAACUUAAGGAAAAACAUGAUUUAAGUUGUGGCUUAGCAAAAGAAUUGGUUGAAGAGUAUAUUGUUACUUUGGUAAAAUCCCAGUUGUACAUGACAGCUGUAACUUUAAUGGAGCAAUUCUCUAUCUACCAUUAUGGCCAGUCUUUUCUCCUUGAUAUGAUACAGAGUAAUCAAUUCAAAGCGGCAGAGAAGUGGGCAACAUUUAUGGGGAAACCAAUGUUAUCCAUACUUGUAAAUGAGUUCAAUGAGAGGAACAUGCUAAAGAAUGCAUCUGAGAUUAUAAAGGAAAAUAAUCUAAAGCAGGAAUUUCCAGACGUAUACAAAAGGUCUAAGGAAAGCUCACUAAAAAACUUAGCAGAAAAAGGAUGUUGGGAUGUUGCCGAGGCAAAAAUAAACAAUGAUAUGCACCUUAUGGAAUAUUUGGUUUAUUUGGCAAUGGAAGCUGGUUACACAGAGAAAGUUGAUGAACUAUGUCAUCGGUACUCCCUGGAGAGGUUUUUGGACACCCGAGUACCAGAAACAAGUAACCUGCAAGGGCGAUAUUUAUGUCUUGACGAGUUAUUGGUUGAAAACAUCAUUUGGGUUGAUGAAGCGGAAAUUUUGUUUGAUGCAACAAGGCAUAUUGAGGGGUUUAACGUUGUAGGUCUUGAUUGUGAAUGGAAACCCAAUUAUGUAAAAGGUAGCAAACCAAACAAGGUUUCUAUCUUGCAAAUUGCUUCUGAAAAGAUGGUUUUUAUCUUUGAUCUGAUAAAGUUACACAAAGAAAUACCUGACAUUUUAGAUGAUUGCCUAUCUCGCAUUUUGCUGUCACCUAGAAUUCUAAAACUUGGCUAUAAUUUCCAAUGCGAUGUAAGGCAACUUUCUCACUCGUAUGGAGAAUUGAGGUGUUUCAAGAACUAUGAAAUGUUACUGGAUAUCCAGAAUAUUUUUAAAGAACUCCGGGGUGGUUUGGCUGGGCUUACGGAGAAAAUAUUGGGAGCUAGUUUAAACAAGACAAGACGAAACAGCAAUUGGGAGCAACGACCAUUAACUCCAAAUCAAUUGGAAUAUGCUGCUCUGGAUGCUGUUGUUCUUGUUCACAUAUUCCGUCAUCUUCCUGGUCAUGGACAUGAUAAACCUGAGUGGAAGUCUUUCAUCGUAUCCCGCAAUGAAAACGGCAAGAAAUCCAAGAAACAUACACCGAAAGUUCUAGACACUGAAAUCGAUACCAGCAAGCCUUCGUUCUGAACUUAGAUCCAUUUUGUAUAUAUGGAAAACUUUCUGUGAAAAAAUAAGAAACUUUCAUUAUGGUCAUUAAUUUCAUUGAAUAGUAUCUUUUUCUUUUGGUAAAUAUAUCAGUAUAUAAACAACAUUUUUACCCAAGAAGAAAGAGACAUGAAUAAGUACAAAUAUUUGAUAAUCUUUACACUUCUAGAUCU